AUGACCUCGUCUUCCCCUCUCCGCUGGGGCUUCCUCGGCUGUGGCCGCAUCUCGUCAGACUUCGCCAGUGCCAUGAAGGCGCUGGACAACGUCGAAUUCCAGGCUUGUGCCGCGCGUUCGUUGGACAGCGCUCAGAAAUUCGCCAAAGAGCAUGGUAUCAACCAAGCUUAUGAUUCAUAUGAGGCCCUCGUCGCCGACCCCAACGUGGACGUCGUGUAUAUUGGCACGUUGCACCCGUCACACUAUGAGCACACUGUGCUCGCUCUAAACCACGACAAGCACAAAAAUCUCUUCCUCGUGGAAGGAAUGUGGACGCGCUUCUUCCCUUCCAUCCGCCACGUGCGUCAGUUGCUGGCCGACAAGGAGAUCGGCGACGUGCACCACGUACACGCGUCCUUUGGCAUCCAAUUCGACGUUGUCAAUACCCGUAUGUGGCACAACGAACUCGGAGGCGGUGGCCUCUUGGACAUUGGCAUUUACCCUCUGGCUUUUGCCACGAUGGUAUUUGGAGCCAAACCUGAUAAAAUCACAUCGGCUGGCAAACUGAAUGAUGGUGGCAUCGACAUUUACAACUCGGUGACGCUCGAGUACAGCGACUCGCGCUUCGCUACCGUCGAGUACACGAUGUUGGCCAAUACGGACGAGACUGUCACCAUUUCGGGCUCUAAAGGACGCAUUCACUUGCCAACGCCCGCUCACACGGCGACGGAGGUGCAAGUGGUCAAGUACCUUGAGGACGGGACGCAGAAGGAGACCACGACGUCAUUCCCGUGGCCGGCACCUGCUGCUGGGGUUACUUUUAACUACGGCGGCUCGGAGGGAUUCCGCUAUGAGGCCGAGACUGUGAUUAAGGCCAUCCAGAACAAGGAGGCCGAGAGCAAAGAGUACCCACUGGACGAAUCGCUCCAAAUUAUGACGAUUAUGGACAAGAUUCGCAAGGAUUUGGGUCUCGUUUACCCCGCCGACGCGAAGUAAGUUUACCUAUUUUUGCAUCUGAAGUGCAAUCAUUAGCGUUUUUGGCAUAAUCUGAGAUAGUGUUGCUACAAUUGUGAUGCAAA
Phytophthora infestans T30-4 is the source of this 1058-nucleotide messenger RNA. Its product is annotated as trans-1,2-dihydrobenzene-1,2-diol dehydrogenase, putative. Lineage: Eukaryota; Oomycota; Peronosporomycetes; Peronosporales; Peronosporaceae. The coding region runs from base 1 to 975 and encodes 324 amino acids. The transcript has 2 exons. The record is from RefSeq and is a predicted model, not a curated record. Gene Ontology annotation, molecular function: nucleotide binding.